AUGGAUAUGGAAGACGACUCCGAUCCAAUCCCGAUUGACAUCAUUCUCGAGAUACUAUCGAGAUCAUCUGCCAAGUCCAUCGCUAGGUUUGGUCUCGCAUCCAAGUUCUGCGCGUCCAUACUUAGCCGUCCAGAUUUCACCGAGUUGUUCUUGACUAAGUCUUCGAGUCGGCCACGUCUCUUAUUCGCAGUCCGAGAAGAUUCCCGUAACUUGUGGUUGUACUCAUCGCCUCAGCCUCACAAUCUAGAUAAGAACGAUCCUUCUCUUAUAGUAGCAGCCGAUUUUCAUAUGCAGUUACCAAUUGCAUACAUUGACGAAAAGGAAGUGUCUGACCCUGUUUCUAGCUUACUAUAUUUCCCUAGAAUGCAAAUCUCAGAGGAUGAGAGAGAUGAUUUGCCGGUGAUAUGUAACCCUAGCACAGGACAGUACGCGAGAUUACCUCAAAUGAAAAGGAAGAACCAUUCGAGAAGCCUUUUAGGGUAUGAUCCGAUUAGCAAACAGUUCAAGGUACUGGCCGUAACCAAAAAUCGUCAUGGAGAGGGAUAUAUCCUGACAUUAGGAACUGGAAGAAUGUCAUGGAGGAAGGUCCAACUUCGAGUGAACCAUUAUCCUAAAAGUCGAGGAGGGAUAUGCAUUAAUGGGGUUUUGUAUUACCUAGCUGCUGGCUACCAAAACAUUGAGAAAAUAGCUUGUUUUGAUGUUAGGUCUGAGAAGCUUAGGUUUCUUGAUGAAGACUCUACUACCGAGAGCAUAUUCAGUUGUUCUUCUCGCAGCAGAAAACUGAUUAAUUACAAGGGUAAAUUAGGCGUGACCAGUUUGGUCCGAAUCAGGAACUACGGUCAACAAUUUACUAGAAUCCGGUUGCGGUUGUGGAUUCUUGAGGAUGUCCAGAAACAGGAAUGGCUGCAUCGUGAAUACCAUUUGCUCGAGAAUUUGGCUUUGAAGGUCGUAUGUCCGUUGUUGGAGUGACUGCUUAUGGUGAAGUUAUUCUGUCCCUGGACUAUCCAUAUAUUAAACCCUUCUUUGUGUUCUACUUCAAUCCCGAAAGAAACACUCUGGAACAAGUUGUAAUCCAAGGUUUAGUAGCGCCUGAAAUUAAUAGUAUAGUUUACACCUUUGUAGACUAUGCAGAAGAUUACA
This is a messenger RNA of Camelina sativa (false flax), 1140 nucleotides long. Lineage: Eukaryota; Viridiplantae; Streptophyta; Magnoliopsida; Brassicales; Brassicaceae. The record is from RefSeq and is a predicted model, not a curated record.